Molecule: messenger RNA, 2768 nt
Organism: Mytilus californianus (California mussel)
Lineage: Eukaryota; Metazoa; Mollusca; Bivalvia; Mytilida; Mytilidae
Product: nucleoporin NUP35-like
Exons: 11
Coding region: 95-1114 (339 amino acids)
Biological process (GO): regulation of DNA-templated transcription; NLS-bearing protein import into nucleus; nuclear pore organization
Cellular component (GO): nuclear pore central transport channel; nuclear membrane; nuclear pore nuclear basket
Molecular function (GO): structural constituent of nuclear pore; single-stranded DNA binding; phospholipid binding
Source: RefSeq, a predicted model, not a curated record
AUUUUUUCCGCAUGCGCACAGAUUUCUGAUCGAAAAUUGAAAGUUCAAAAGAAAAUAACUUUAUUUAUUCUUUUGAUUGCUAUUUUAAAAGGAAAUGAUGAGUCAUACUUUUGACGGUUAUGGAGAAUCCAGUCCUAUGAUGAUGGGAUCUCCUAAUAGUCCAGCUAGCCCCCACCAAUCACAGUUCCUGCCAGGUUUUCUUCUGGGUGAAACCUCACAACAUGCUGUAUCACCCAGUACACGUUUAUGGUCAGCAGUUACUAGCCCAAGUCCACCUAAGUCAUCACACAGAAGUAGCAACAUAACUUCACCAUUGAGUACCAGUUAUAUCACCUCACCAGGACCCAGAGAAACAAUCAGACCAAAAGAAAGACCUGGGGCGCCACCAACAAAGAGUUUGAUGUCCUAUAGCAGUCCAUCCACAGCUAGUCCAUUUACAGCUUCAUUCCAUCAGACACCUUCACGAGGAUUUCAUACACCUGGGACAAGUGCUUGUGCCCCUCCUAUAUCAGGUCUUUCAUCCAGUAUUAUGGAAAAUAUAAAUGACACGUCACAAUUCCAUUUGGCAGCAAAUACUAAGCUACCUCCAUCUCCUGCUCAGAUGGAUCCAUUCUAUACUCAAGGGGAAAGUUUGACAUCAGAUGAUAUUUUAGAUGAAACCUGGAUUACAGUUUUUGGUUUUCCACCAGCAGCAGCUUCCUUUAUACUUCAACAGUUUUCUCAGUAUGGAAACAUUGUCAAACAUGUGAUAGCUACUGAAGGGAAUUGGAUGCAUUUACAUUAUCAGUCCAAACUACAGGCCAAAAAAGCUCUUAGUAAAAAUGGCAGAAUGUUUGCUGGUAAUAUAAUGGUUGGAGUUACUCCUUGCAUUGAUAAAUCUGUGAUGGAAGAUAAGGAGAAUCCUAGUUUUUCUGGUACACCUGUAUUAGGAUUAAUGGAUACACCUGUAACAUCAAAAGGAACACCUGGGACAUCAAAGGGAACACCUAUCCGACCAUUGACAGCUGCUUAUAAAUCAGCAAGAAGUGAAAAUGAUGUAGUAAGAAACAAUCAAGUUCCUCAAAAGUCUAAUACAUUUGCAGCCAAGGCUAUGGAGUAUAUGUUUGGAUGGUGACAAAGAUAACAUGGUGACAUUAUCACAGGGAUCUGUGCAAUGUGAAAAUUUUACACCAAAAACACCAUGAUCUGCAAACUUUUUAUUGUUGGGCAACAUGUCCUCGUAAGAUUUUAUCAUGCAUAUGUAAUUCAAUCAAAAGUUUGAAGAGUAACUAAAGGGCUUUCAUGUUUUGCUAGAAUAGGACUCACCUUGUGUUUAAGAUGAUCUAAAUUAUGUGUUUAGUUCAAUAAGAUCAAAUGAAACAGCUAUGUAUGUAAUCUUUAAUGGAAGCAUCCUUUGUCACAACUUUAAUGCUGUAUGCUGUUUUUUGCAAUGUGCAUCAUCAAUCAUCUUGGGUGUGUGUGUUUGUGGGGGUAGGAGGGUGAGUAUAUCAACGACUCUUCUGUUGGUUGACCUAUUGUAUGUGCACACAUACUCAUUUAGUUUUGCUUAUAUUGUAAAGAAGCUACAGUCCAUGUUCAAAUUAGGUCAAUUUAUCAUAUUUCUUGAUUCACUCUUGUAGAUUAAUGUCAGACACUGAGCUGUAACUUUAUUUGAACUUGCAAGGGGAUACACCUUAAUGAGAAAGCUAUUUGGUCUCCAUUUAGAGGACAGUUGUCUCAUCGGCAAACAUACCACAUCGCCUUAUUUUUAUAGCAUGCAAAUUAUAAUACUGUGAAAGUAUUUUUAUUCGUGGGUAUCAAUUUUCGUUGUUUCAGCAAAAGCUACAUGUUCGUGGGUUCUUAAAUUCCUGGAUUUUAGUUUUCUGAAGAAAAAAAAUCGAGUAACGAAUUUGAAGACUUCAGAAUCGAAUAUUCGUGAUAUUAAUCAUAUGUUGUUUUAUAAUGAUUUGUAGGGCAUUGUUAAAUAAGGUGUUCAUUUUCACUCACUUGUUCGUCCUUCAUAAAUAACAAGUUCAUAAUAUUUUGAAUUGUAGAAUCAAUUAUUAUGACAUAAAAAAGCAAGCCCAAAAUGAAAUCAGUAUUUUUUUGUUAUGAGAAUUAUGAAAAAAGGAACAUUUCAUUAUCGCAUAUCAUCACCGGAUAUCUGACUUUCAUCGAUAAAAAAAUAUUUCUCAUGAGAAUUAAAAUGUUGACAGUCUUACAUUUUAGAUUUUUUAAAGAUUAAAUGGGUAAAAUCUGGUCUGAAGAAUGUAUAUUUAGUUCAUAGUACGUUGGUUUAUAUGACCGUAUCCAUGUAAUCAAACCUACAUGGGGAUCUUUCCAUGUCUGGAAUUGGACAACAGUUAUUAUAUUCGUUGGACAGUUAAAUUCGUGGAUAAAGCCAUCCACGAAAACCACAAAAAUUGGUACCCCACAAAUAAAAGUACUUUCACAGUACUGUGGAUUCGUUAUUAUUUGUUGGAUACCAAUUUAUGUGGAUUCAUAAGUAUAGGUGUACCACAAAUUUAAAUGUUCAAGGAGCAAAUUUUCUAUAGGUUUGUAUGCAGACUUUGGCAAAACCACGAAUUCAAAUAUCCACGAAAAUACAGGCAUUCCUCAAUCCACGAAAAUUGGUAGCCACGAAAAAAUUUGAACCCACAGUAGGUCAUUUUAAACUUUUUUCAUUUUCCCUGACUAAUAUGUUCACAGUACUGUAUUAAAGAUGUACAAACAAAACAAGAGUAUACAUCAAUGAGCGGUGGCUCAUGGAAAUAAAAUAUCAAAAGCUA